Molecule: messenger RNA, 1560 nt
Organism: Hydractinia symbiolongicarpus
Lineage: Eukaryota; Metazoa; Cnidaria; Hydrozoa; Anthoathecata; Hydractiniidae
Product: substance-K receptor-like
Exons: 1
Coding region: 394-1344 (316 amino acids)
Biological process (GO): G protein-coupled receptor signaling pathway
Cellular component (GO): membrane
Molecular function (GO): G protein-coupled receptor activity
Source: RefSeq, a predicted model, not a curated record
AUAUGUCUGUUAGACAUUAAAGAUUUGUAAGAUGUCUAGAACAAAAGCACAUUUAUGUAACCAGUAUAUUCUAGAUGUUAACAUCGAUAGGAGUCUGUCAAUCAAAUUAAUUGUUUUGUAGUAAACUAAGGUAUUAUUUAUUUGUGUAUGUAUAAUUUAUUUGUUUAUUUUAUUUAGACGUAAACUAAAGGGUUAAAAAAAAGGGGAUGAAAAAAAUAAUCCCAGCUAAGACGAUACAUAUGGUACAACAGUAAAUAAUAAAAAUUGUUAUUAAUGCAAUAACAGAAGAAAAUUUUUGUAAAUUGAAAAUAAAAAGACAGAAAAACAUAGCAGAUCACGGAAAAAGGAAGAGAUAACAUUAGCAGAAGAAAACAUUCCAGAGAAGAUAUCGAAAUGAACACCUCAAACGAAACUGAACAGAAAAAUAACAGUGAUGACGCCAACAAGGAUGCUUGGAAAUUGGCAUAUACAAUCCAAGGAUCUGUAAUAAUUAUUUUAAAUUCAUUUGCAAUCAUUUUAAUUCUCAUUCGUCAAAAGUUGCGUAAAAAACUCAGCAACAAAUUUCUCUGCAGCUUGUUAUUUGUGCAUCUCAUCUUCGGCAUAUUUGAUUUAAUCUUCGGUUUUACGAUGAUGUAUAACGAAAAUGAAAUCGUAAACGUUUCAAAUAUGAAAGAGAGAAUUCAAAACCAUGCUUUGGACUGUAUUACAUCAAUCGUAAUAUCACUAUUUUUAAACUUAAUGUUAGUAACAAUAGACAGACUUGCAGCGAUUAAAUAUCCAUUUAAAUACAUAAAAGUAUCAACAAAACAUGGUAUACUUGUUUUAGUCAUAAUAUGGCUUGUCUCGUUGAGCUACAUUCCUAUUUCCAUAGCGUGCGAACAUCCAAGAGUUUCUGCAGAUAUAGUAACAUUUACUUUAACUAUUGUGUCCUUUUUCACUCUGGCAAUAUCAAAUGGAAUUGUGUAUAACAUUGUAAGGAAGCAAAUUAAAGAGAUAUCGAAAACAAUAAUAGAAGUCCCGAAUAAAACUGGAGUAAAUUUGCAAAAGGAAAGUUUGCAACAACAAAAACUCAAGUCAUUUUAUAUAUGCUUAGUUAUGGUACUGUCCUUCAUAAUCUUCUGGACACCCAUCAUAAUUGUUGAUUUUUUGAAGUUUUACGAUCAAGAUGUAAAAUUGUUUGGACGUAUAGCUGUGUUCAUUGUAUUUUUUAACAGCAUAGCGGAUCCGAUUAUCUAUUGCAUGAUGAAUCACGAACUCAAAUCAGAAAUUAGAAAGGUUUUGCGCAUCCCACACAGAAAGUAUUCAACGCCAAAAACUCAAAGUAGUGAAGCACAUGAAAAAUAAACAAACAUGUCAAGAAGACCAGAGCAAAAUUAUCAGAAUUUAAUUUUUAUUAAAAAAAUGUAAGUGCAGAAUUGAUGCACAAGAUACUUCAAAAACAUUCAGAACACUCAAUUUGAGCUUAAUGCAAGCAAAAUGCGAUUUAAUUGUAAUAAUGUUGUAAAUAAUGUUUAUUAUUAAUAGUUUAAACAAAAUUGUAAUUAAGCAUUUAAAAAGCAA